AUGGCAGCCCCGAGGAAGAGCAGCCUCUUCCCUCCCCAGCCCUACCAUAUCCCCGGCUAUGAUGGCUUCAUCCCUCAGUACAACUUCCAGUUUGGAGACACCUUUGGCAGGACCACGUACCGCCUGCUGACCGACCCGAGCGUGCAGAGGAGCCCUUGCCCCUUGCUGGCGCCGCUGCACAAACCCAAGUUUGUGGAAGACUUCAGCGGGAUGAAGCACGGUGUCCAGGGUCAUCUCCCCGGGCGUCCAGGGUACUUCCCCUACGAGAAACCUGGGGCUGCAUCGAGCUUUACUGAGCCAGUCCUUGAGACAAAACUCCCCCCAGUGGUGCCAGGGCCAGCGGAGGAAGAGCUGAUGGUGAUGAACACGGACACCGUGCCCCAGCACCGCCCCGACGAGCACAUCCUGACGACCCAACUGCCCCGCAGGUACCCAUGGAGGAUGUCACACCGUCCUGCCUCGGAGGAGCAGGAGUGGCGGCUGCCGGAGAUAGCCCCACGCAGCGCCUGGCCUGGGAGCAAACCGCCUGUGCAAAGUGAAGGCGUGACACUGCCAGGAGUGGCUGAAACUGCGGAUGUGGAGCAAGACAAUUGGUUACCGAGACUGGAUGUGCCAAAUGCGAUCCAGCAGAAAGUCGUUUCAGGGUACGCUGGCUUCAUCCCCCGCCUCACCUGGGUUACCGGCGUGAACUACGUCCAGAGCGUGAAGGAAGCCAUGAACGAAUUUGACCGACAACAGUUUUUGGAGAGAAACCCAUCUCACAGCUUUGGCAGGAGAUUUCCCCAAACCUACUGGCCUAACAACAGAAUUUACACCAGUGCUGGACUGAUACCUUUCUACGCAGGCUUCGUACCGAACCUCCGCCACACCUACGCCCUAACUUUUGGGAACAGCACCCGGAAAGCUUACGAAAAGGAAGAAAAGAGACGAGCUUCUGCACUGUGA
Molecule: messenger RNA, 945 nt
Organism: Pterocles gutturalis (yellow-throated sandgrouse)
Lineage: Eukaryota; Metazoa; Chordata; Aves; Pterocliformes; Pteroclidae
Gene: CIMIP2A
Product: family with sequence similarity 166, member A
Exons: 7
Coding region: 1-945 (314 amino acids)
Source: RefSeq, a predicted model, not a curated record